GCCGCAGGCAGUUUCCGGGGUAGUUGUGUGUGGGUGACAUGUGAGUCAGUGGAGCAGAGGACUGUGAUCUGCUGCAGGGCGAGGCUCUUUUACGAACAGAAUGUCGGUGGACUCCAUAUUGCACAGUGGGUACUUUCACCCCGUCCUCCGGGCCUGGCAGACCACGGCGACCAGCCUCAAUGCCUCCAAUCUCAUGUACCCCAUCUUCAUCACGGAUAAUGCUGAUGCGGUGGAGCCGAUCAACAGUCUGCCGGGGCAAGCUAGAUAUGGAGUGAACAAGCUGGAGGAGAAGCUGCGCCCCUUGGUGGAGGAUGGCCUGAAGUGCGUUCUGAUCUUUGGUGUCCCGGGCAAUGUCACAAAGGAUGAUCGAGGAUCAGCAGCUGACGCAGACGACACACCGGCCAUCCUGGCUAUCCAGGAGAUCCGCAGUCUCUUUCCCCAGCUGCUCAUAGCUUGUGACGUUUGCCUGUGUCCUUACACCUCCCAUGGACACUGUGGAAUCCUUCGAGAAGAUGGCAGCCUCCAGAACGAGGCCAGCUGUCAGCGACUAGCCGAGGUAGCUCUGGCGUAUGCACGUGCAGGGUGUCAUGUGGUUGCGCCCUCCGAUAUGAUGGAUGGGAGGAUUGGAGCCAUUAAGAAGGCGUUAAUAUCCAAUGACUUGGGGAAUAAGGUUUCGGUCUUGAGUUACAGCGCAAAAUUUGCCUCUUGCUUCUACGGCCCAUUCAGAGACGCGGCUCAGUCCAAACCUGCGUUCGGAGACCGGAAAUGUUACCAGUUACCUCCUGGUGCAAGAGGACUGGCCAGCAGGGCGGUGGACCGUGAUGUACGUGAAGGUGCCGACAUGUUGAUGGUGAAGCCUGGAAUGCCGUAUUUGGACCUUGUUAGAGAAGUUAAGGACAAGCACCCUGACCUCCCGCUAGCCGUGUAUCACGUGUCGGGGGAGUAUGCCAUGCUGUGGCACGGAGCACAGGCCGGAGCCUUUGACCUCAAGGUAGCGGUAUUGGAAGCCAUGACUGGAUUCAGGAGAGCGGGCGCUGACAUCAUCAUCACCUAUUACACCCCGGAACUCCUCAAGUGGGUGAAGGAACUGUGAGGUGGACAGAACCCACGUACCCGGAUCCAUGUGCAGCCUAGAGAUCCGACGCCAGGGCUUCAGCGCUCAGAUCCAGAUUGUACUGGGAUAGUCUCGCUAUGAUAGACUUGCACUAAGAGUACCAUUAACCCCUUCAUACUGGGUGCCAAUGGCACAAUAUGAGAUCUGUGUCCUGGUCGCCAUCUUGCUCCCUUUCUGGCAGCGCCGACCGCCAGUGUUAAAUGAACACCGCCAGUACUUGUGAUCUGUGAGUGACUACACCAGGUCUGUACAAUAGUGUGCAGACCCAGAGUAGUCACCCGUUGCUAAGCAACCGCCUGAGCAGAUUCUUCAUUGACACCCCUAGUCCACGAUUACCAUGGGAAGCUCCCGGUUAUUAGAAGAGUUUCCCUUCAAGAAUUGUGUUUUCUCACCUCCUUCCCCC
This is a messenger RNA of Bufo gargarizans (Asiatic toad), 1517 nucleotides long. RefSeq names its product aminolevulinate dehydratase (gene ALAD). The record is from RefSeq and is a predicted model, not a curated record. Gene Ontology annotation, biological process: heme biosynthetic process. The coding region runs from base 101 to 1093 and encodes 330 amino acids. Gene Ontology annotation, cellular component: cytosol. NCBI's taxonomy places the organism in Eukaryota, Metazoa, Chordata, Amphibia, Anura, Bufonidae. The transcript has 12 exons. Gene Ontology annotation, molecular function: porphobilinogen synthase activity; zinc ion binding.